This is a messenger RNA of Papaver somniferum (opium poppy), 721 nucleotides long. RefSeq lists its product as uncharacterized. The record is from RefSeq and is a predicted model, not a curated record. The coding region runs from base 44 to 721 and encodes 225 amino acids. The transcript has 3 exons. NCBI's taxonomy places the organism in Eukaryota, Viridiplantae, Streptophyta, Magnoliopsida, Ranunculales, Papaveraceae.
CUGUGUCAUCAAUUGGACAUGAGCAGUAGUGAGAGCUCAAUACAUGCAGGUAAGGUGUGUUGCGCAUGUUCUUGCGCUUGUUGUCAAAGAUGUUGUGUUGUUGUAUCACAAGUCAGUUGGAAGGAUCAGAUCAGUUAUCAAGUUUGUUACCGGUUCUCCCUCUAGGUUGGCCAAAUUCAAAGAAUGUGCUGCUCUCGAGAAGAUUGAUUGUAAGAAGAUGGUUUUCCUUGAUGUGAAGACCAGGUGGAAUGCUACGUAUCUGAUGCUUGAAGCUGCCAUUCCAUAUGAAAAGGUAUUUAAGAGGUUAGAAAGGGAGGACAAGAGCUUUCGUUCUAAGUAUAUUUUCAAAGAAUCUGAAAGUGAAGCUUUACCUAAUACCGAUGAUGAUACUGUUGUAAUUGAUAAUGAAGAUUAUUAUCUUAGUUCAUCUAGUGAAUCUGAAUGUGAGGUAGAUAUAUCUAGAAAGAAUAAUAUUAAGAAAAAGAACAAGCCCAGUCAUCAUGCUCCCUAUGCUGCAGACUGGUCAUAUGCUAGGUGUCUUGUUAAGUGUUUAAAAAUCUUCUUUGAUGUUACUGUUAAGUUCUCGGCUUCAGUUCAGGUUACUUCACAUGAAUUUCUAUGGCAGUUGGCAUUGAUCCAUGAACAGUUGGUUCGUCUUAGAGCUAUAGGAAACCGAGAUCCUCAUAUUUCAAGGAUGGCAGAAAUAAUGUUUCGGAAAUGA